Molecule: messenger RNA, 996 nt
Organism: Tigriopus californicus
Lineage: Eukaryota; Metazoa; Arthropoda; Copepoda; Harpacticoida; Harpacticidae
Gene: Ykt6
Product: synaptobrevin homolog YKT6-like
Exons: 2
Coding region: 171-770 (199 amino acids)
Biological process (GO): endoplasmic reticulum to Golgi vesicle-mediated transport
Cellular component (GO): Golgi apparatus
Molecular function (GO): SNAP receptor activity
Source: RefSeq, a predicted model, not a curated record
UCAUCCUCUUAGCUCCUGGUUCUUACUGUUCUUACCGUUCCUCCUGGCUUCCACUCAAGCUUCCGCUGGACCACGACCAAUCAGCCCAGCCCAAUCACCUCUCAACGUCAGUGACCAGAGCUUUAGACAGUGGUUCUUCAAGGCUCUCGUGCUUCAACCAUAUACGAAAGAUGAAAUUGUUCUCCCUCCUCGUGUUAUACAAGGAUGAUAGCUCGGCCUCCAUUCUCAAGGCCAGUUACGACCUCAGUUCAUUCAGUUUCUUCCAAAGAAGCUCUGUCCAAGAGUUCGUCACAUUCACGGCCAAGAUCCUGGCCGAGCGCACGCCCACUUCCUCCAGACAAUCCGUGAAAGAGGCCGAGUAUAUGUGUCAUGUUUACGUCCGAAGUGAUAACUUAGUUGGGGUGUGUCUGUCGGAUCAUGACUAUCCCCACCGAGUGGCUCACACAUUGGUCACCAAGGUUCUCGAAGAUUUCACGGCUCAAGUGCCUCGAGCCCAAUGGUCGACUGGAACCCAAGUCCAGGGCUUCAGCGGUCCCCUGGAUGUGUACAUGAAGAAAUAUCAGGAUCCUAAUUCAGCUGAUCCAAUGACGAAAGUCCAAAACGAACUGGAUGAGACCAAGAUCAUCCUACACGAUACUAUAAAAGCCGUGCUGGAUCGAGGCGAGAAAUUGGACGAUCUGGUGGCGAAAAGUGAAGACUUGACGCUCCAAUCCAAGACCUUCUACAAAACGGCCAAAAAGACAAAUUCUUGCUGUGGAAGUUGGUCCUAAUCUGCAUGCAUGUAGAAGUGCACUCCACGCCCCCUCCCUGGAUAUUUUGGCGCAACCCACACGUCUUUUUCUAUGUUCAUUUUAUUGAUGACGACAACGCUGAUUAGGAUUAAACUUGUACGAGCAAUGUUUGUUCGUUGCACUUGUCCACUUUAAUAACUGUACAUUGUCAUGAAUUUUCUAUUUGUGCAUAGGUAAAAUACAUGAAUAUUCGUCACUUUCCCGA